UCUUUCUGCUCAUCCAGAUUAAAAAACCCCUUUUUUUCGUCCCCCAAAUGGCUUCCUCUGCGGCGGCGGCGGUGGCUGCUGCGGGAGCCGUGAUCACCCCAUCGAAGUCAUCCCACCCGCCCUUCUCCGCUGCCUACCGCCUCCCCUUCCCCCUCCCCAAGCCCCUCCAUUCACUCUCCACCCGCCACCCCCACGUCCGGCCCAUCUCCGCCUCCGCGGACCGCCGCCAGCUCCCCUCCGCUGCCGCCCCCACUGCCGAUGCCACGACCGCCCCUCUCCUCCGUAACUUCGCCCCGGAUGAGCCCCGCAAAGGCGCCGACAUCCUAGUCGAGGCCCUUGAGCGGGAGGGCGUCACCGACCUUUUCGCCUACCCCGGCGGCGCCUCCAUGGAGAUCCAUCAGGCUCUCACCCGCUCGCCAUCUAUCACCAACCACCUCCUCCGGCACGAGCAGGGGGAGGUCUUCGCUGCCUCUGGAUACGCCCGCUCCACUGGUCGCCCUGGCGUGUGCAUCGCCACCUCCGGCCCUGGCGCCACCAAUCUCGUCUCCGGUCUCGCCGAUGCCCUCCUUGACUCCGUCCCUCUCGUCGCCAUCACCGGCCAGGUCCCUCGCCGCAUGAUCGGCACCGACGCUUUCCAGGAGACCCCCAUCGUUGAGGUCACCAGAUCCAUCACCAAGCACAACUACCUGGUCCUCAACGUUGAUGACAUUCCCCGCAUCAUUAAAGAAGCCUUCUUCGUAGCCACCACGGGCCGCCCUGGCCCGGUGCUCGUUGACAUCCCCAAGGACAUCCAGCAGCAGCUUGCCAUCCCUGUAUGGGACCCACCGCUCCGCCUUCCCGGCUACAUCUCCCGCCUCCCCAGGCUUCCUGCACGCCCUCUGCUCGAUCAGAUCCUCCGCCUGGUGUCGGAAUCCCGUCGCCCAGUCCUCUAUGUUGGUGGUGGCUGCUUGAACUCUAGCGAGGAGCUUCAUCGGUUUGCAGACCUUACUGGCAUCCCCAUUGCAAGUACCCUAAUGGGUCUCGGGGCCUAUCCCACCGAUGCUGAGCUAUCAUUGAAGAUGUUGGGAAUGCAUGGGACGGUCUAUGCCAACUAUGCCAUCGAUAAAGCUGAUCUGCUGCUUGCAUUUGGUGUAAGGUUUGAUGACCGUGUGACUGGAAAGAUUGAAGCUUUUGCUAGCAGAGCAAAGAUUGUGCACAUUGACAUUGAUCCGGCUGAGAUCGGGAAGAACAAGCAGCCACACGUUUCAAUCUGUGCUGAUGUGAAGUUGGCAUUGCAGGGAAUGAAUGCAUUGAUGGAGGAGACUGAGAUUUAUCGAAAGUUUGACUUUUCGACCUGGAGAGAAGAACUGGACAAGCAGAAGAAGAUAUACCCAUUAAACUAUAAGACUUUCGGGGAUCAGAUUCCUCCCCAGUAUGCAAUUCAGGUGCUUGAUGAGCUAACGAAUGGGGAGGCAAUCAUUACUACUGGUGUUGGGCAGCACCAGAUGUGGGCCGCACAAUAUUACUCAUACAAGAGGGCACGGCAGUGGCUGACAUCUGCCGGACUAGGUGCUAUGGGUUUCGGUUUACCAGCAGCAGCUGGUGCAGCUGUUGGGAAUCCAGGCGUUACUGUCGUGGACAUUGAUGGGGAUGGGAGUUUCCAGAUGAAUGCUCAGGAACUGGCAAUGAUUCGGAUUGAGAAUCUUCCUGUCAAGAUUAUGGUGUUGAACAACCAGCAUUUGGGCAUGGUCGUGCAAUGGGAAGAUCGAUUCUACCAUAGAAACAGGGCACAUACUUAUCUGGGGAACCCAGCAAAUGAGACUGAGGUAUUCCCUGAUUUCUUGAAAAUCUCAGAGGGGUAUGGCAUACCUGCUGCUCGUGUCACGAAGAAGAGUGAGGUUAGAGAAGCAAUCAGGAAGAUGCUGGAAACAUCGGGGCCUUACUUGUUGGAUGUGAUCGUGCCACAUGAGGAACAUGUGUUGCCUAUGAUUCCAAGUGGCGGUGCGUUUAAAGAUAUGAUACUUGAUGGAGAUGGAAGAACACCAUAUUAGUGCUUUUUAAGAUAGGUAAUCAGUUCAGUUCUGUUGUGGCAUUGAGUAUCAGUUCUGUUCUGUCGUGGCUUGAACUAUGUAUUUAGGACACUAUAGUACUAUCUUUCCUGUUGGUAUGAUGAGUUUUUCUCUGGCUUUGGUCAUAUCUAUGAACUACGAAAUGUUAUAGUCAUGUCUACGACCUACGAGGACUGGUCAAUCUUUUUCUUCCGUCCUGUUGUGUGUUUUGAUCAUUAGUUAUUACAUAGUUUGUUCGCUAUCA
This is a messenger RNA of Musa acuminata subsp. malaccensis (wild Malaysian banana), 2292 nucleotides long. Its product is annotated as acetolactate synthase 1, chloroplastic. Gene Ontology annotation, biological process: L-valine biosynthetic process. Gene Ontology annotation, cellular component: acetolactate synthase complex. NCBI's taxonomy places the organism in Eukaryota, Viridiplantae, Streptophyta, Magnoliopsida, Zingiberales, Musaceae. The record is from RefSeq and is a predicted model, not a curated record. Gene Ontology annotation, molecular function: magnesium ion binding; thiamine pyrophosphate binding; acetolactate synthase activity.